GAUCCCUACCUUUACACUUCUGGCCGCUGGCUCAACAAUGACAAGCUGCACCGCGAAGCGCGUUGCGUGAGAUUCGACUUUGCUGCACUCUGCGCAAAAGCUGUGAACGUAUGUCCUGGCGCGACAAAAGUAGUCCAAUAUGAGAAGAGAGAGGGAGGCUUUAAUAGAGCUUUCCUCAUGACCUUGGAUAAUGGAGCUCGCGUUGUCGCACGGGUGCCCUAUCGUAUUGCUGAUCCACGACGACUGACCACAAAUUCCGAAGUGGCGACUAUGACUUAUAGUAUGGCAAACAAAUGCUUACGAUCAUCCACGAAGAUACCUGUCCCCAAAGUCCUUGACUGGUCCGACGAUGACACCUCCAUCGGCACCGAGUAUAUCAUCAUGGAGCAAGCUCGCGGAGUUCAGCUACACAAGGCAUGGCCUUCAAUGACUCCACAUCAACACAUGUUGUGCGUUAAGAAUGUAGCUUUCAUGAUAAACGAAAUGGCAAAGCUUCAAUUUCCGCAAUAUGGAAGUCUGUACUUUGCUAACGCGCCUAUCGAUCCAGAGUCGAAGUUUGAUUUUGUGGAAGGCUACUGCAUAGGGCCACAUUGCGGUGCAAAGUACUGGGACUGCAACGCUGGAGAAUCUAGAUUUUAUGGUGAAAGAGCGCCCAACCAGGGACCCUGGAGCGAUGCCGCGUCAUACUGUUCUGGCUUAAUCGACGCUGGAUUUUCACGCUUACCGAACAACGGUGAACACCGAACAGAGCUCUCGUAUCGCGGCUCUGUCCAGGAGCACCGCCGUCUGUUGGACAUUACCAGCAGAGUCAUUCAGGAAUUGACUCAGAGCCCCAUUAUACAACAUGUAGCUGGUCCAUCAUUAUUUCACCCCGACAUCCACAAGCGAAACAUCUACGUCUCCGAGAAAGAUCCGUCAUGCGUUACCGCAAUUAUCGACUGGCAAUCCACCAGUAUAGAACCAACAUUCAUCUAUGCAAACGAUACACCUGAUCUAGUCGAGGAUGCUACUGCCGACAUAGCAAUUUUGAAAAAUUUAAUUCCUUCAGAAGGCAAAUUAUCUCAAACAAUAUUUCAGGAAGAAGUAAUAGUGGACAAUGCAGAAGACAUGGCAAGAAAAAGAAGAGAGAAGGACGUCUUGACGUGCAGGAAGACUUUUGAAAUUGUGCUGCGGGGCUAUGUGCGAAAACUCCACGACGCGAGGGUCAUGGAUCAAACUUUGCUCAGGCCGUUCCAAUACUGCGACGCGUCCUGGAAGAAUAGCGCUGCCGCUUUGCGACAAGAACUUAUUGAUCUCUCACAGCAUUGGACUGCCCUUGGGCUUACCGGUCGUUGUCCGUACGAACCAACGCCAAAUGAGCUAGCCGAACACAAGAAGCAGUAUGAAGACUUUGAAACCGCGCAACACCUGAAAUUGUUUCUUAAACGUGUUCUGGAGGCAGACUCGGAUGGAUGGGUUCCUGCUGAUAAAUGGGUUUCUGCAAAAGAAGAAAAUACGAGGUUGUUCAAUGAAUGGACUGAGAGCAUCAAGGAGUCGGGUGCUAGUGUAGAGCGGGCAAGGGCCCUCUGGCCAUUUGGUGAGGUUGGCAGUCCGUAG
Molecule: messenger RNA, 1596 nt
Organism: Pseudovirgaria hyperparasitica
Lineage: Eukaryota; Fungi; Ascomycota; Dothideomycetes; Acrospermales; Acrospermaceae
Exons: 3
Cellular component (GO): mitochondrion
Source: RefSeq, a predicted model, not a curated record